AUGAACGGAAGAAAUGAAGAAUAUAAUGUACAAGAAAACAAUGUUCCUGACACCUAUAGAGAUCGAAUAUUGAAAUGGAAUGGAUGGGGCUAUGCAGAUUCUUCUUUUAUACUUAAGGAUCGUAGUAAUGCUAUUCUUACGGGUAAUAGGUAUGAUUUGUCAGGUCAAGCGUUGCCCUAUCUCUUAAAAUAUAUGGAAACAAGACUUGGUGUCCAUCCCGAUAUUCAAACUCCAAGUGUACGUUAUGAAGACUUAAUCAUUCCGGUUUCAUUUGAUAAUCAAGAUUUUAUCAAUUUUUUGCUAUCAAACAAUAUAUCCUUUUCUAACAAGUCUAAUUAUCGACUAGUUCGAUCUCAUGGACACACAGUACAUGAUAUCGCUAAUUUACGAAAUGGUACUAUUGGACGCAUUCCAGAUAUCAUCGUAUGGCCUAAAAAUGAGGAAGAAGUUCUGACCAUUAUUGAUGGCGCUAUGAAAUUUAAUGUUGUCAUAAUACCGAUUGGUGGUGGAACUUCGGUAACAGGUGCACUGGAUUGUCCAGGUGAGGAGGCACGAUGCAUUUGUUCCUUAGAUAUGGCACUGAUGAAUGCAAUUAUUUAUAUUGAUGAUAAGAAUCUCCUUUGUCGAGCUCAGGCUGGCAUAAUUGGACAACAUUUGGAAAAACAACUAAAUGAAAGAAAUUAUACUUGUGGACAUGAACCAGAUUCUGUGGAAUUCAGUACACUUGGCGGAUGGGUUUCAACACGAGCAUCAGGAAUGAAAAAAAAUAAAUAUGGCAAUAUUGAAGACUUGAUAGUUCACGUUUCGCUUGCUACUGCGAGAGGAAUUAUUCGCAGACAGUGUCAAGUUCCUCGAGUAUCUGGUGGACCGGAUUUGCAGCAUAUAAUUCUUGGUUCUGAAGGAAUUCUGGGAGUGAUAACAGAAGCAACAUUGAAAAUUUUCCCGAAACCAGAAGUAAAGAAAUAUGGUUCAUUUGUUUUUCCAACAUUUGAACAUGGUGUAAAUUUCUUCCGUGAAGUUGCAAGACAGCGCUGUCAAUGUGCAUCGUUACGAUUGGUUGACAACGAGCAGUUUUUGAUGGGACAAGCAUUGAAAACUUGCAGUGGCUCAUUAUUGAAAAGUUUAAAACAUGCUCUGGAAAAUUUAUAUGUUACAAAAUGGAAAAAUUUUAAGCUUGAUGAAAUUGUGGCAGCAACAUGUGUUUAUGAGGGAACCAGAGGAGAAGUUUGCAGUGAAGAGCGGAAACUUACCACUUUAGCAGAAAGUAUGAAUGGUAUUAGUGGCGGUGCUGAUAACGGGGAAUACGGUUAUCGAUUAACUUUUGCAAUUGCAUAUCUUAGAGAUUUUGGAAUGCAAUUUUCAAUAAUGGGUGAAUCGUUUGAGACGUCUGUUCCAUGGGAUAAAGUAAUAACUGUGUGUCGAAAUGUGAAAGAAGUAAUCAGACGGGAAGGAAUGGCACGUGGUGUGAUACUACCUCCUCUUGCCACUUGUCGAGUAACUCAAAUUUAUGAUUCGGGUGCUUGCGUAUACUUUUAUUAUGCAUUCAAUUACCGUGGCAUACUCACUCCCAUAUCACUAUGUGAUCGAAUUGAGAAAGUAGCUCGCGAUGAGAUCAUUGUUUGUGGUGGAAGUAUAUCGCAUCAUCAUGGUAUUGGUAAAUUACGAAAGUAUUGGUAUCCUGCAAGUGUUAGUGAUGCUGGAUUAUUAGCAGUUAGAGCACUAAAAGAGAAACUUGAUCCUAAGAAUAUCUUUGGAAGUGGAAAUCUAAUCGAUGUUGAAAUAGAAAAAAGCAAACUGUGA
Messenger RNA from Brugia malayi, 1800 nucleotides. RefSeq names its product alkyldihydroxyacetonephosphate synthase, putative (gene Bma-ads-1). Gene Ontology annotation, biological process: lipid biosynthetic process. The record is from RefSeq and is a predicted model, not a curated record. The coding region runs from base 1 to 1800 and encodes 599 amino acids. The transcript has 14 exons. Gene Ontology annotation, molecular function: FAD binding; alkylglycerone-phosphate synthase activity. NCBI's taxonomy places the organism in Eukaryota, Metazoa, Nematoda, Chromadorea, Rhabditida, Onchocercidae.